AUGGCUCCAAUAACAUCAUCAGUCGCAAAGACUGCUCAAUUAGCAGCACAAGCUGUCAAAUACAACAAAACACCAAUUCACAAAUUGGGUCAAGCGCAAGCAAUGAGAAUGCAAUUCAACAACACUUCAAACAUACUCACUUCAGCUCGUUGCAACAACUCCAAAUCUGGCCAGCAAGAAAUGACAGUGAGGGACGCCUUAAACUCUGGUUUAGCAGAAGAAUUGGACCGUGAUGAUGAUGUGUUCUUAAUGGGAGAAGAGGUUGGUCAAUAUAACGGUGCUUACAAAGUGAGUAAAGGUUUGUUAGAUAGAUUCGGUGAAAGAAGAGUCAUUGAUACUCCAAUCACUGAAAUGGGAUUCACCGGGUUGGCGGUUGGUGCCGCAUUCCAUGGAUUAAAGCCAGUUUUGGAAUUUAUGACCUUCAAUUUCGCCAUGCAAGCCAUUGAUCAAAUUAUCAACUCUGCCGCCAAGACCUAUUACAUGAGUGGUGGUAUUCAACCUUGUAACAUUACAUUUAGAGGUCCAAAUGGUGCUGCUGCCGGUGUUGCUGCUCAACAUUCACAAGAUUACGCUGCUUGGUAUGGUUCCAUUCCAGGUUUGAAAGUCUUGUCACCAUAUUCUGCUGAAGAUUACAAAGGUUUGAUCAAGGCUUCAAUUAGAGAUCCAAACCCAGUUGUGUUUUUGGAAAAUGAAAUUGCAUAUGGUGAAUCAUUCCCAGUCAGUGAAGAAGUACUCUCUUCAGACUUUGUAUUGCCAAUUGGUAAAGCCAAGGUUGAAAAAGAAGGUACCGACAUCACCAUUGUUGGUCAUUCGAGAGCAGUUAAGUUUGCUUUGGAAGCUGCCGAAAAGUUAAAAGAGGAUUAUGAUAUCAAUGCCGAAGUCAUUAACUUGAGAUCAAUCAAACCAUUGGAUGUUCCAACUAUUAUCGAAUCAUUGAAAAAGACUAACCAUUUGGUCACUGUUGAAAAUGGGUUCCCUGCUUUUGGUGUUGGAUCAGAAAUUUGUGCUCAAAUCAUGGAAAGUGAAGGUUUUGAUUACUUGGAUGCUCCAGUUGAAAGAGUCACUGGUUGUGAAGUUCCAACUCCAUAUGCCAAGGAAUUGGAAGAUUUUGCAUUCCCAGAUACAGAAACUAUCUUGAGAGCUUCAAGAAAAGUCUUGGGCUUGUAA
Messenger RNA from Lodderomyces parapsilosis, 1167 nucleotides. It is a transcript of the gene PDB1, whose product is annotated as pyruvate dehydrogenase (acetyl-transferring) subunit E1 beta. Lineage: Eukaryota; Fungi; Ascomycota; Pichiomycetes; Serinales; Debaryomycetaceae. The transcript has a single exon. Bases 1 to 1167 code for a protein of 388 amino acids. Gene Ontology annotation, molecular function: pyruvate dehydrogenase (acetyl-transferring) activity. Gene Ontology annotation, biological process: pyruvate decarboxylation to acetyl-CoA. The record is from RefSeq and is a predicted model, not a curated record.